ACUUCAUCAGCAAUCACUUUUGUCAGUACAUAAUGGAAAAGUCAACACCACUAAUCAAUUCGUCCUCAUUGCAAGGACAUAAAUCACAAACCGUGCAAGUGGUCGGUAAGAUUGAAAAGUCUACGGGAAAUGCAUGUAUGCUACGUACAUCCGAUCAAGGAAUGGUGGAAGUGAUCAUGACCGAUUCGCAGGUUAUUCCACAAGGUAAUUACGCAAUGAUCUUUGGGAAAGUGGAUGAUGAAGGUGAACGUAUUCGUGAAUAUCGUUCGAUCGAUUUAGGUGAUAAGCUAGACAUGAACCUUGUCGAACAAUGUGUUCAACUUCAACCACAUUUCCCUGAAUUGUUUGUCGGCUCAUAAUCAUCUUGGCUGACCAACCCACACGCGAUACCUAGCAAUGGAAAAGGUUUCGCAUUGUAUACUACAAGGAUGAUACACAAAAUAUAUGCAU
Messenger RNA from Meira miltonrushii, 450 nucleotides. RefSeq names its product replication factor A protein 3. Gene Ontology annotation, molecular function: single-stranded DNA binding; damaged DNA binding. The record is from RefSeq and is a predicted model, not a curated record. Bases 33 to 359 code for a protein of 108 amino acids. Gene Ontology annotation, cellular component: nucleus; DNA replication factor A complex; site of double-strand break. Gene Ontology annotation, biological process: double-strand break repair via homologous recombination; DNA replication; nucleotide-excision repair. NCBI's taxonomy places the organism in Eukaryota, Fungi, Basidiomycota, Exobasidiomycetes, Exobasidiales, Brachybasidiaceae. The transcript has 3 exons.